CCAUAAUGAGAGCUACAGUGAUCAAAUGCCCAAAAUUAGUCAUGCCGUCUAAGUGGACAAUUCAAAAAUUUCUUAGUAGACAGUAGUAAGAAAGUGACUAGAAAUUAUUAUUAAGUACAAUUUUGCAACAAUUUAUUAGUGAGAUUGUAUUCUAUAAAUAUCUCUUGAAGACUGAAGAAUGUAUUAGAUUGUUUUUACAACUACUACUAAGUCCAGACAACUAAUUCGUAUGCAAGUUAUUUAGGUAAUGUAAAAAGAGAGUAUUAGAUAAGUGAUCCCGAAAACCAUUAAGCGCUACAUUAUACUUAAUUGGCAUAUAGUACACAUUCAACGGUAACGAGUUAAAGACAAGAAUUUGAAUAAUCAAGACAUUCCAAAAAAAUCUUUAAAAAUGUACAAAAUUACAGAAUCCGAAAAUUUGCUAACUGUUAAUAAAAUAAUCGACUUAAGAAGUGACACUGUGACGCGACCUGAUAUAAAAAUGCGUCAAGCUAUGUUCGAAGCAGAAGUAGGUGACGAUGGUUAUGGAGAAGAUCCAACUGUCAACAGAUUAGAAAAUAGAGCAGCUCAAUUGUUUCAGAAAGAAGCAGCAAUAUUUUUACCAAGUGGUUUAAUGGGAAAUUUAGUAUCAAUGAUAGUUCACUCUAAACACCGAGGGUCUGAAGUAAUAGUGGGUAGUAAGAGUCAUAUUCUCUUAUGGGAACAAGGUGGAGCGUCGCAAAUUGGUAGCUUACAACUUCGCGAAGUAAAAAAUUUACCCGAUGGUACUUUUGAUAUAUUAGACCUAAAUGAGAAACUUAGGCCAGAAAGCCCAGACCCUCAUGAACCUUAUACAUCAGUGGUGUGUAUUGAAAAUACACAUAAUACCUGUGGUGGGACUGUAUUACCACUCAAGUGGAUAGAUGAGUUAUCAAAUAAAUUAAAGAAAGAGAAAAUACCUUUGCACAUGGAUGGUGCAAGAGUGUUUAACGCAGCUGUGAGUCUUGGAGUCCCUGUCAGUCGUAUUGUGCGUGACUGCGAUUCUGUGACUUUUUGCCUUAGUAAAGGCCUGGGUUCGCCUAUAGGUGCAGUAUUAGUUGGCAGUAAAUCUUUUAUUCAACAAGCUAGGAGAACACGAAAAGUACUUGGUGGUGCUAUGCGACAAGCUGGAGUAAUUGCUGCAGCAGGCUUGUAUGCAUUAGAAAACUGUGUUGAAAGAUUAGCAGAUGAUCAUAGGCGUGCAAAAUCAAUUGCAUGUGCAAUUCAAGAAAUUGCAAGUCCAAAUUUUACUUGCAACUUAAAUUUGGUUCAGUCUAACAUGUUAAUUAUAAAUAUAAACGUAUCAAAAGUAAAUGUAUCAGAUUUCAUUCAGAAACUUCUCCUGAUUGACAAAAAUGAGUUAUUAGACAGUAAUUUGAAUAAAACACAUUCGACUAUUGUUAAAGUGUCACAAUUAAGUAGUGAUAGUGUUCGAAUAGUAUUGCAUAAAGAUAUAUCUGAGCAAGAUGUCAAUAUUGCAAUAGAGAAAUUAAAGUAUGUUAUAAGUAGGUUUUAAACUACAUAAAUAAUUUACCAAAGUAGUUUUAAUUUAGUAAUAAUAUAUAAUUAUAUACAUAAUUUUUUUUAUAGUUAUAUUGAUAAUCAAAAUUAACUCUGUAAGAUAAUUAAUAGUUUUUAUAGACAAUAUAAAAUAAUUAUAUAUAA
Molecule: messenger RNA, 1683 nt
Organism: Daktulosphaira vitifoliae (grape phylloxera)
Lineage: Eukaryota; Metazoa; Arthropoda; Insecta; Hemiptera; Phylloxeridae
Exons: 9
Coding region: 392-1534 (380 amino acids)
Biological process (GO): L-threonine catabolic process; glycine biosynthetic process
Cellular component (GO): cytosol
Molecular function (GO): L-allo-threonine aldolase activity
Source: RefSeq, a predicted model, not a curated record